Chenopodium quinoa (quinoa) is the source of this 1235-nucleotide messenger RNA. Its product is annotated as elongation factor P-like. Gene Ontology annotation, cellular component: cytoplasm. Lineage: Eukaryota; Viridiplantae; Streptophyta; Magnoliopsida; Caryophyllales; Amaranthaceae. The record is from RefSeq and is a predicted model, not a curated record. The transcript is spliced from 11 exons. Gene Ontology annotation, molecular function: translation elongation factor activity. Bases 139 to 894 code for a protein of 251 amino acids. Gene Ontology annotation, biological process: translational elongation; peptide biosynthetic process.
ACAAUUAAUUUGGUGUCUUUGUAGUAUUUGAACUGAAGAAAGAAAGAGUAAAAAAAAAAAAAGAAAAAGAAAAAGAAAGAAAGAGUCGGAAAGGGGAAGGAGAAGGGGUGAGACAGAAAGGGAACAGGCGGAGUGAAAAUGCAGACAGUGAAAACCCUGGUACGCCAUUGGCGAUUGAGUCAUAGUUACAGUGCCAAAAUGAAUAAAAAAGCAUCAGUGUUGGUGGAACGAACCCUAGUGACGACGGCACGAUUCGGCAAUUCAUCAUCAUCAUCAUCGACAUGGAUGGGGUUGUGCAAAUCGCCGUGGUCUGUGUAUCAGCGUCGAGGUGUGAAAGUGGCCGGGUCCGAGGUGAGAACGGGGAACAUUGUCCAAAGAAAAGGCCGCAUUUACCAGGUUAUUAAAGCACAACACACUCAGCAUGGUAGAGGAGGGGCCUCCAUUCAGGUUGAGCUUCGCGAUGUCGAUACUGGUAACAAAGUUACUGAAAGAUUUCGUACCGAUGAAUCCCUUGAAAGGGUAUAUGUUGAAGAGAAGACUUUCCAAUAUUUGUACUCUGAGGGAGAUAUGGUAGUCUUGACAGACCCCGAAACAUUUGAACAGCUGGAAGUGCCAAAAGAAUUGUUUGGAAAAAAUGCUGUCUACCUCAAAGAGGAUAUGACAGUUAGAGUGCAGUAUUAUGACGGGAGACCGAUGUCUACAACAGUACCUUAUCGUGUUACAUGCACUGUUGUUGAAGCACAAGCUCCUAUGAAGGGCCUCUCCGUGAAUCCUCAGUACAAAAAGGUUUUACUGGAUAAUGGCCUAACUGUUCUUGCUCCUCCAUUCAUUGUGACUGGCGAUGCAAUCGUCGUGAAUACAGCUGAUGAUUCUUAUAUUACAAGGGCAAAGUAGGAAUGUGUACAUUCUGAAAUUCAGCAUACAACAUCUUACUAUGAAGAUAUUCGUCGUGAAGAUUUUAAGAUGUUCUAUUGUGACAAAAUGUUACUCCGUAACAUGAUAUAGAUGAGCUUGAAUAAUCUGCGUAUCUACAGUGGAAUUUUUUUGCUUUUCCAUGUAAAUUGUCUUUUUUUUUUUCCUUCUGCUUAUUGGUUGAAGGAUUUUGCUGUUAUAUUAGCAUUAAUAUUGGCUUCUUGUUUCCGAGUGAUUUGUUUGAUAACUGUACGGAUUUGUUUAUUAACUUGGGCGAUUUAGAAUAAUCAAUCCAAUUUCAGAAUAUUUCUAGGCACCUUGUA